This is a messenger RNA of Fulvia fulva, 426 nucleotides long. RefSeq lists its product as uncharacterized. The coding region runs from base 1 to 426 and encodes 141 amino acids. Gene Ontology annotation, molecular function: carbon-sulfur lyase activity. The record is from RefSeq and is a predicted model, not a curated record. The transcript is spliced from 2 exons. NCBI's taxonomy places the organism in Eukaryota, Fungi, Ascomycota, Dothideomycetes, Mycosphaerellales, Mycosphaerellaceae.
AUGUCUGAGGGAGGCUGCUUCUGUGAUGCCGUGCGCAUCAAGUCCACUGGCGAGGUCCAGGUCAAGGCACUCUGCCACUGCAGAGACUGCAAGAAGAUCACCGGCUCGACCUACAGCACCAACAUCGUCGUGCCGGGUGACGGCUUCUCAUUGAUCAAGGGCAAGCCAAAGGAGAUUACCGUCAAGGCAGACAGCGGGAAAUCGAUCACCUCAUACUUCUGCGGCGACUGCGGCUCGACUUUGUGGCGUCAAGGCGACACAUUCGGCGAUGCCAGAAUUAUCAAGGUGGGAAUUAUGGACGAUCCAAAGGUUUUGGAAGAUGCUCAGCCAGGUGUUGAGCUUUACGCUGCGGAGAGGGUCAGCUGGCAGGGUGCUGUGCCCGGUGCUGGCCAGAAGAAGGCAAUGCCAGACUCCGCCGAUAUGUAA